GUUCCUGCUCUGGCCAAAGACUGACCUCUAACCCUAACUCAAGACAGAGCCCUGAUCCCAACUACAGAUUCCUCUAAAUGAUGCUGAGAUGAACCCACAGGUCUCCGAAAACAGAAUUCAUCUUAAAAAAUUUGAAAGGCCAGUGGACUUCCUUAAAAUGGUCAAAUGGAGCCCCCUAGACACACUGGCUUAUGGAAACCUACAGCUACAAAGACUUGAGCUGUAGUCCCUGUCAAAGCCCGUAGCAAGCUGACUCAUCCCCUUCCUGAUGAAGGAAAACCUGCUCCAGGAACAGUUCUGUUCCAAAGCGGCACCCUGAGCUUACCCCAAUAUGUGAAAGAGUAUCUGGAAGAAGAUUGGUGGACCAGGCAGUUAACUUGACCCAGGGUCAAGACACAGGGAACGGUGUUUUGCAGAUGGAGUCGGCAAUUUUGGAGGUGAUGUUGAUUGUGGUGAUGGGUGAGUGGUCCUGGAGGUGGAGAUGCAGACUCUGAUGAUGAUAACAAAUGGAGAUAGAGCUAUAGGUGAAUGUUCCUAAACCCUGCAGCAGCCACAUACCCAUGUGGGUCUUUCAACUUUUCUUUUCUCUCGUUGUUUUUCUUUCAUGAGCCUGGAACUUUUUACGAGGAAUUUCAUAACAAUCCAAAAAACAAAUCUCCUUUUAGCAUCUCCAAGUUGGAGGAACAGUUACCUUCUACCCAUCAGUAUGGCUGCACAGCAGAGCUGAAGGCUUCCCCAUUAGACACUCAGUCUAAUAUACCUGCUCACUCCCAGAAGUUCAAGGGAGUUCUGAGGGAAGGAUGGAUGGACCCUCUCAGAGCUCCAAUUCCCCACUCCUUCCUGAUACUUCUGCCACCUGACCCCAUGUUCAUUUCUCAAGGAGGGUAGCACCAUAGGUGUGUCAGUCAGGACACUUCUUUAUUAGUAGGCUGCCCUUUGCCACACAAACCAUUUAGCAUCCUACAUGGUUAGCAUUCAAGACCCUUCAUCUUCACCCUGGUUCUAAAUACUAGUGGCAUUGCCCCGUCACUGUGACAUUCAAAACACCCCCACACAUUUCCAGCAUUUCCCACUCUUUACCCCUUUGAGAACUAUUUUGAGAGAUUGUCCAUGCAAGACUUGCAAAGAGAAUGGCCUCAAACCCGUUUAGCCAACAUUAUCCUACACCCCCCACCACCACCACAUGCAGGUAACAGAAAGUGAGGACUUUAGAAAGUGAAAAUCUCUGAGGAUACCUUUGGGGGCAUCCAAGAAAGGCAGGUAGGAAGGGAAUCUUCCUGUCACCUCAAUCAAAUAAAAGAAACCUGAAAUACUCUUUGGAGAUCUUGGAAAGUUUCCCAUGAAAUUGGGUGACUCAGGGAUGGGGAGCUGACUGCACAGAGACACAUCCCAGAGUGAGGUGUAGGAAGAACACUAGACUUUGGGGAAUAAGGUGCUCGAAGAAGCAUGGUGUGAUAAGCAGUUGGAAGGUGAGCAGGACCAAGUUAUGGCCAUGAAUGCCAUCCCAAGAGAUUGAAUUUAUUCUUGGAGGAUGCAAAUCCAGAGAAGAGCUUAGAGCAAGGAAUGUUAAGCAGGAUCACUUGGGCUGCAGGAUUGGAGGAUAUACUGGAGGCAGGGAGAUCAGCUGGGAACCGACUGAAACAGUCCAGAGGACAGAUGUUGAAAGGGUGAGCAGUGGCCAUAGAUAGAAAAGGACAGGUCUGGAUCUGAGAAGAAAAUAAGACAAAUGAAUGGGAACCAUUUUUGAAAACUCCAAGGGCAGGACCCCUACAAGAAGUUUUUGUUGUUUUUUACCAUGUUUUUUAUAAAGAAGAAAAAUAGAGCUCUCUCUCUUCCCGCCACACAAGAUGCCGAAAGGUAAGAAGGCCAAGGGGAAGAAGGUGGCUCUGGCCCCCGCUGUUGUGAAGAAGCAGGAGGCCAAGAAAGUGGUGAAUCCCCUGUUUGAGAAAAUGCCUAAGAAUUUUGGCAUUGAACAGGACACCCAGCCCAAAAGAGACCUCACCCACUUUGUGAAAUGGCCCCACUAUAUCAGGUUGCAGCGGCAGAGAGCCAUCCUCUAUAAGUGGCUGAAAGUGCCCCCUGCAAUUAACCAGUUCACCCAGGCCCUGAACGGCCAAACAGCUACUCAGCUGCUUAAGCUGGCCCACAAGUGUAGACCAGAGACAAAGCAAGAGAAGAAGCAGAGGCUGUUGGCCUGGGCCGAGAAAAAAGCGGCUGGCAAAGGGGACGUCCCCACUAAGAGACCACCUGUCCUUCAGGCAGGAGUUAACACCGUCACCACCUUAGUGGAGAACAAGAAAGCUCAGCUGGUGGUGACUGCACACGACAUGGAUCCCAUUGAGCUGGCUGUCGUCUUGCCUGCCGUGUCGUAAAAUGGGAGUCCCUUACUGCAAUAUCAAGGGGAAAGCAAGACUGGGACAUCUAGACCACAGGAAGAGACCUGCACCACUGUCGCCUUCACACAGGUUAACUCAGAAGACAAAGGUGCUUUGGCUAAGCUGGUGGAAGCUAUCUGCACCAAUUACAAUGACAGAUAUGAUGAGAUCCACUGUCACUGGGGAGGCAAUGUCCUGGGUCCCAAGUCUGUGGCUCACAUCGCCAAGCUCGAAAAGGCAAAGGCUAAAGAACUUGCCACAAAACUGGGUUAAAUGUACACUGUUGAGUUUUCUGUAAACAAAAAUAAUUAAAACAAU
Messenger RNA from Callithrix jacchus (white-tufted-ear marmoset), 2693 nucleotides. Lineage: Eukaryota; Metazoa; Chordata; Mammalia; Primates; Cebidae. The record is from RefSeq and is a predicted model, not a curated record.